This is a messenger RNA of Phaedon cochleariae (mustard beetle), 5808 nucleotides long. The record is from the annotation of a GenBank genome assembly. Lineage: Eukaryota; Metazoa; Arthropoda; Insecta; Coleoptera; Chrysomelidae.
AUGAAGUGCUCAUUGUAUUUCUUCAUUUUGUGUGUGUGGAUAUUCAAAAUGGAAGGAGUUUUGUGUGUGGAUUCCCAUUUUUCUUCAGAAAUUGAUCGAUACUUGGAAGAAAAAUCCCAAUUUCUUCGAUUCACGUUGUCCCAAAGCAAACAUUUCCUAUCUAAAAGACAUUACUUGGAAUCAAAUGAUAUCACCAUUGAAAGAGAAACGAGUACAACACUGGAAGAAAGGAACGUAGAUGUGAACUUUUUCACAUUUUUUAAUACAACGUAUCUCCGUAUGGGAAAAAGUAUUUUUAAAAUGAUCUAUAGCAACAAGACUGUGGCUUUGACAAAAAUUGGAAAUAAAUUCAGAAAAUUUCCUGAUGGAAAAAAAGCAUUGUUUACCAAGGCUAUAGAAUUCGACGGUAGAGGCAUGAUUCUGACACGAUUUGAAGUGGGAGAGGCCCACAUGUACGGUCUCGUUGAAGAUGAUCCCUUUUUCAUCCAAACCCUCCUUGUCCCGCAUUCCAGGGAUGCAGGUUUCUUCGUCCACAAUGGAGAUUUGUAUUUGAUCGUGGUCAACAAUAAGGGCGACAACUUGGCAGCCACCUCGUUAUAUAAGUGGCUGGGAAGUCAUUUCGAUGAAAUUCAAACAGUAUUUACGACUGGAGCAAUAAAAGUUACAACUUUCAGUAGUCAAACAUCAGAAAUUAUAAUAAUUUUACGACAACUCCCGAACAGAGCAGUAUUUUCAGAGGUUUAUGAGUUUCAAGAAGAGGAAAUGAAAAAAAUACAAAUUUUAGAAACUGAGCAUCCUGUUAAUCUAGAUACGUAUUCUAGCAAGAACAAAACCCAUGUUAUCAUCUACGAACGGUCUAAAAACAAUGCUAUAUAUCAGUGGAAUGGUUUUCGAUUGACUAACGUGAAUACAAUAGAAACACAAACUGAAGUUAUCUUGUCAGGAAUAUCUACAAUCAAUAAUAAAUCUCUGCUGAUGAUUUCUUCCAAUGAUACCCUGAGUGUAUAUUCACUCUCUGCCAACAAAUUAACGAUGGGAUCCGAAAAAUGGAAUUCCUCAGAACUCACAAGAAUUUUAGAUCUGCAUAACCAUGUCGAUGGAAGCGAAGUUCUGAGUUUCAUAGCAGGGUCAAAUCAGGACGAUAACGUGACCAUAAGUGUAGUGCAUACAACAGCAAACUUCAGUGAAACAGAAACUAGUGGGAAUGAGGGUGAGCAACUUAGAGAAUGUUUCAAUAAUUUGGAACGAAAUGUAUAUGCCAGGAGAAAAACACUGAAAGAUGCUAGAUCUAAAUUGAAGAACUUUGAAGAGUUAGAUUCUGCAAAGUUAGAGAACAACUCCAGUGUAGUUCUGGGUGAGAGUUCAACACUGGAUUCGGAAGCAGAAGUCAAAAUCAGUGAACUGAGUACUAGAUUGGAUCUCGUGAAUUCUUUGUUGGACUCGUACUCUAUGCCUAAUGGAAGCAACAUCGUUGUGAAUGGAAGUCUGAUCCUGAAAGGAAAAAUACGAUGCAGCAAAAUGGACGCCAGAAAUGUGGUUAUCAAAUCGCUGAAUUCUCAUGAGUUCACUCCUGAACAAUGGCUGAAAUAUGAUGAACCUCAAACGAUAACUGGCCCAGUGAAAUUGAAACAUGUAGUGACUAAUCACUUGGAUGUUUCUCCCGAAUACUCGUUGGUUAAAGAUAUGGUUCUUCAGUCUGAGGGUAAGCUAGUUUUUACUGAAAAAACCCGAAUAGGAGUUUUGACUGCUGAGAAAAUGUAUUCAGAAAAAAUAAAUGGCAUCCUUGUGAAUGACAUAUAUCUUCGGAGUUCUGGAGAGCCCAUCAAAGGAGUCAAAACUUUCGAGAAUCUGAAAGCAGAUGAAGUUAAAGUGAAGUUACUCAAUGGGGAGCAGCCUGAUGAAAUCCUAUCAAUUUUGUCUAAAAAUAAAUUGACUGAUCUCAACUUUGAUUCCAACGUCACGAUCAACAACCUACAGGUGAAAACUAUCAAUGAUAUCAACUGGAAUGAAUUCAAAGAUUCGGUAUUCAGAAUUGGGACUGACUCUACAUUGACAGGUCCAUUGCAUUUCUCCAAAAUCAAAACUGAACAUUUGAAUGUCGAAAAACUGAAUGAAGAGGCUGUGGAAGAUUUUCUUACCAAAUCUACCGACCAAACGAUACAUUCAGAUAUUAUCUUCAAUAGGAUAUUCGCAGGAAAUAUCAGUGCACAAUCUGUGAAUGGUAUCAAAUUAUCCGAAUCAGCAGUAUGGUUUGGAAAAAACGACAGUAUUGGACCGAUUACUAUCGAUAAGUUGAAUGUAGAAAAUGACUUGGAAAUAUCCGGGAAGGUGGAUGACUUCUUAAUCCUGAAGGAUGGUAAUCGCAUCUUGGGAACAAACGAAUCAGACUUACUCCAGCAGUACGAGGGAACCGUCAGAAUAAAAGGGAAUCUGUAUUUGAGAAACCUCACUUUACAGCCUAAUGCUAAGCUUUAUCUUUCCGGAAAUGAAGUAGAACCUGAUAUUCAGAAUAUUUAUUGGUCGAAAAGCACUAAUCAGGAAAUUCCAACCCAUGUCACAGUCCAAGGAUUGAACGUCCCUCACGUCUUAACGAACGUUCUGAAUGGUGUCAAGUUUUCCCAGUACAUGAUCAACUCCGACACAGACACACUGGAAACUGAUUACCAUUUCGAUAAAGUUAUUGUUAACGGAAAUGUGUUAUUGCACAACAAUGCAGUGCACCAACCAGAUCUGGAUAAACUGGUUAAAGAAGCUGUCAAAACCAAGGGAAGUUUCAUGAUAAAUGGACAGAAAACAUAUGUAGACACUCUAAGGGCAGAAAAUCUAGUUACAUCGAAGUUGGAAGGAAUAAAUACAUUAGAUGUCCUAAACACAAGAUGGCCAAGUAACGUUACAGGGACCAAAACAUUCAAGAAUGUUAUUGUGGAAGGAAAUGUUAAUUCCAAAAUUGAUCAUGUCGAUAUUCUUAACAAUGUCAACGUUGAUGAUUUCAAGAAUGAGAUCAUUUAUAUUGAUCAGGAGCAACAUUUGAAUAAGAUGGAUUUCGAACAUCUCAAUGUAACCAAUUUACAUGUUCAGAAGCUGAAUGGGCAUCAAAUAGAAGAUUAUUUGGAUACUAUGAACAAAUUACAAUCUUUAAAUAAAUUGGAGAGUUUAGUUGUGAAUGGCAAUAUAACAAUACAAAAUAUCUUCAACGUUUCGAGAAUAAACGAUAUUCCUGUGGAAGAUAUAUUGAAUAAAGCGCCUACAAUAGGGGAACACGGGGUCAUCGAAAGUGACGUACGAUUUUCUGGAAAAGUGAAAGUUGGUAACUUGGUCACAUUGUUCGUCAAUAACCAGAACAUGAGGAGCCUCACAAGACGACUUCUACUGAGGAACCUCAACCAAACAAUAACCGCUCCCUAUAGUUUUGAAAAUAUCAAAGCUGGUAACCUGAUCACUCCAAGAAUAAAUGACAAAACAGUCACGAACCUAAUCGACGUUUCUACGAAGCGACCACAAGAAAUCACUGUGCCCGGUGGGGUGGCUUUCAGAUCGGAAAUAUCCAUGAGAACUUUGAUAGCAGACAAGAUGACUCCCUGCCAUAUCAAAUCGAUAGCUGAGGAAUUGCAUGAUCCAUCUCCGAAAGAGUGGUCGAGUGUCAAGAUAAGGGGAAAUGUGACACUUCUGGACGACCAGAAUGUCUUGUUCAGGAUCUUCGAAAAAGCUGUGAGAAUGAGCACCAACAACAUCAUAGAUGCACAAGUGAAAUUUAUCGGUGAUGUUUCUGCCAAACAAAUAAACGCAGACAAGCAUGUAAAUGAUAUAAAUCUCUUGGACAUAAUUGAAGAUGCUGUAUUCACUGAAUCUGAAAACGAACAGAUCAUUACUGGACGAAAAUGGUUUGCAUCUCUAGAAGCCAAAGAAGCAGUUGUGAUGAAAAAUGCCGAUAUACAAGUAAUCAAUGGUGAAGAUAUACAAUCUCUUAAUGAUGAUAUUGUUGACAAAAAUUCAAUCGGCGAAACUGUCAUCAGAGGAGAGAAGAUUUUCUUCGGUGGUCUACAAACUAACAGAUUGAACACGAAAACUAUCGACCUCGAAAACAUUGUCAACUUGGACAAUCCAAAGAAGGUUCCUUCCGCCAUAUUCGAUUAUCUGGACGUCAGUAACGAUCUCAACAUAUCCUUCGUCAACAACAUCGAUUUCAGAAACACUCUGUCGAAUCGGCUUCUAUGCAAAUCCGAUCACGACCAAUCGGCUAAUGGUAUCUACUACUUCGAAGAUGUCUAUGUGAAAGAUUUGACCACUCCUUCUAUAAAUGACAUAAAGAUCGAUGAUGUCGUGUUCGAUGAAGGCAUUCAGAAUAUCACUGGCCCGAAACGGUUUUCUGAAAAAGUACAUGUUUUCGGAGAUAUCAGUGUCGAACUAAUCAAUGGCAUUUCAAUACGAGAAGAGUACAAUAAAAGUAUAUUGCUGGGAAAACCUGCCAAUAUUAACGGAAGUAUUGUUGUUAUGCGACCUUCUCGUAUUAACGGAAAUAUCGAGACUGAAUCAAUCAACGGAAUUCGGGUAUCCAGUAUAAAAGAAAUUUUGGAAAAAACUGAUACCGAAGCAGAGAGUCAGGAAAUAUAUUAUUACAAGGAUCGAAUCAUCGACAACAUUCGUCGGAAUAUUCCCAUUUCCCAAGGCCUCCCUCAAGAAUAUAUGUACCUGGAAAAAUCCGACGACCUUCAAAUCUCUGUCCCCGACACACUCAGCGCCUCCGUCGUCACCUCCAAAGGCUACGUCCUCCUCCACGUGACUGGAAAAGAACCCUCGGGCGAGUACUGCGGGUUGCCUCGAUAUUGCGAAUGUCCUCUACAGUACGCCCUGGAAAUAUCCCCUGAGCGCUCGAUAACCGCCUUCCCAGAUAAAGGAUCCCAGAGGAUAUUCAGCUACGAUGACGAAAAAAUGAUCGUGCAUUUUAUCACUAACAGUGUCAGUACCAGCGCCAACUGCAGCACUGACAAGUCCAAACUGAUGAAUGAAGUAUCAAUGAUGACAUGGAACACAUUGUCAACUGUCAACGUUACUGGGCAGUUCUAUCAAUACCCGAAAUUUUUCCCGGGGUACAUCAGCAAAGUCGUAUAUUUCACACUGGACGAUAUAACCUACGCCUUAGUCGGGAGGUAUUAUGAUCCCGUCCUAGGCAGCAAUGAUUUGGAUUGCACAGUGAUAAGGUUCGAUGAAAAAAGAAUGAAUGCAACUGAAACACAAAAAAUCCUCACCAGAGGAGUGAACGAGUUACACGUAUUUCACACAGCUCAAGGGGUUGUGUUGGUGAUAGGAAAUUCGAUUGGUCCGCAAAACGAAGAUGCAGAUGGAGAAACUCAAAUACACAGAUUCAACCAACUUACUGGACAGUUUGAGUUGCUGAGAAUUAUACCGUCGUUUGCUUGUUCCAAAGCUACUGGCGUCGUUUUGGGUACGGAUAGCUUUAUAGCCAUGGCUCAUAAAAUCGCCCCAGUUCAAGUACUGAGGUAUAUUCCCGAAUAUGACAAUUAUUUCUUCUAUCAGAGCUUUGAGUUGGAAGAACCCGUAAUUGGAGUCUCCUCUUUUUAUACCGGAGGUUAUGGAGUGAGUGACGCUUAUUUGGCCAUUAUCACAGGAACCGACAAGUACUUCAUCUAUUCAUUCGAGUUCCUGGAAGGAUGGAAGCUGAUUUCGAGCGGAGAACUGGAGGGCGUGAGGAAUUUCAUUCCCUUCGAAAUGGAGAAGCAGAGCUACCUUUUUGCACCUUCUUCCAAGACAAGUUCCUUAUUGACAGUUGUGAAAAGCGGAUUUAACUGA